AUGGAGUUGGAGUUCUUCGAUCAGUUUGGGUUUUCGCAUCGGAAGGAGGUUCGCGACGGCGAGGGCGCUGACGGUGAGAACGCCGUGCAGGGGAUCUACGAGGGGUUGCAGGACAACCAGGCCAAGAACAUGAUCGUCGGCGAGGCCGCGGCCCCGCGGGUGCAGUUGCCUCUGGGAGCAAUCUCCGUCGAAGGGAGUGCGAGCCCCAGCUUUGCGAAGGGUUCUGAGACGGCGAGCCAGGCGCCAGCUGGUGACGAAGACGAGGACGAGGAAGCGGAGGAGUGCGCCAGCGGCUUCGACGGCUUGUUCGACGUCGUGAUGGAGGAUGCCGCCGCUGGCCCCAGCGCCGGCAGCGCAGGGCGGCGCGCGGGCAGCGAGGGCGCUGGCGGCCAGGCCAAGCCAAAGGCCAAGGCGAAAGGGAAAGCUGCCGCAACUGACGCCAACAGACAGGUGGCCAAGUUGAAUGAGCUUUGUGCGGAGGUCAACCGCUCUCAGCCGGCUCACAUCAUAUGUCUUGACAAGAAACACUUCAAGGCGGUCAAGUCGAUCACGGAUAGCCUGCUCGCAAAGGUCAAGAUGCUGAAGAAGAGGGAGCUCCAGAAUAGCAUCAACAUCUGCCUGAAGAAGACGGAGGUCAAUAACAGGGUGAUCAAGGCUUACAAAUGGUGGGUCAAGAAGGGGGACAACCAGGAGUUCAUGAAAGAGCAUGCGGGUAUCGUCAAGUUUGCAAGUGAGCACCCUUCCUUUGAGCUUGAGUUGCCGCUGUGCGUCGAGCAGGGCAUCGUGGAGAUGAAGUUCAUCAUGGGGCUCGUCGAGGAUGCUGUUGCUGGGAAUCAUGCCAGCAUGGCGGAGCGCGUCGGCGACGCCUUGCUGGCCAUAAUCUCUCAUCAGAACGUCAAGCCGCCGAAGGACAUCCCGACUCAUGUGUCUUGGCUCAGGUGCUUCCUACUCUCGUCCUCGGAUGCUGCCGAGUUCGAUCUUGAAGAGUCUGUCAAGUCGCCUGUGCAGCUCAUUCGGGCGGCUUUCAACUUGGACAGCGUGCACGCUGCAGCGAGCAAGGUCAAUGACGCCGUGCUGGAGAUCGGCAGGAGUUCCGACGGAAUCCUCAAGACCAUUUCUGCGACUGGCGCCGGUUCGAAGAUGCUGAGGUUCAUGACGGAGGCUGCCGGGGCGGCCAGCGACAAGCAGCAGAGCCGCUCUCGCGUCGCUUCUCUGCUGAGCUCGGGCACGUGCUCGAUCGACGCGAUCGCCCGCUUGGACGCCGAGCUCGCCGCUUACCAGUUCGAGGACGACGAGAAUGUGGCAAAGUUCUUUUCCCUCUUCCGCAACUGCAUCAAGAAGACCUGCGACGUCUUGGACUAUUUCAUGGGGCUCCUGCUCCAGGGUGACAAGGAGAAAGAGCCACCAGCAGGCGCCUUGGAAUCGGAUGUCGUCGGCCCUCUCAAAGCCCUGCAGGACACGCGCAUCAUGGCGCUUCGGGGCGACGGAACCUUGGACAAACCAUUGCUUGAGAGUCUGAUAGUCGUCAGCCGGGCUCGGGUGGCGGAGGUCGCUCGCGGGGCCAUCAGGGACGACGACGUGGCUGUCUUGGAGGACUUGGCCUCGGCCGUGGCCCACGCCAACAAGUUCUCGUCUACCUACGCAGCUUUCGCGCAGGAGCACGGUCUCAAUGUGUCCUCUUGCGUCGAAUUCGGGAAGAUGGGGAUGCAGUUGCUCGGUCGCCACGAGGGGCGGUGCGUCGGCCCGAAGAUGACGGAGAUCAUGGCCGUGAUGAUGCACGACCAACAGUACUGGCAGGAGUUGAAGGAUAACCCAGACAAAGACGACGCCGUCUUUCUCGUGGGGGGCUCUUGCAGCGGUGAGGCCGUGACUCAGCUGUCCGCCAUGCAGCUGACCGUCAAGGGGAGCAUGGUUUCUAUUUCAGGCCUCGUGGACGAGACCUCGACGCUGUUGCGCGCUCUCGGUAAGGUCCGUUUGGCGACAGCUCUGAACGCAUCCUGGCGCCUCUUCGCAUUGCGUUUAGCUUUCGCGCGUCAUGCCCAGCUUGUCAAGGAUGCGGACCUGUCCAAGCACGCGUUCCUUGAGACCGAUAUCGUGCCCUCGUGGUUCUCUUUGUGCAACUGUGUAUCCAAGAUCACCGCGGCGCAGGGCUCCGCUGAGUUCGAGUUCAGCUUCGAUGACGUGGACGCCAUGAUCACCUUGGGGCUACCAGGCAUCGCGAAGAAGCAGAUGCUCAAGGAGAUCGCAGCAGCCGUCCAGUUUGCUUCGGAGCAGAUCCAGAGCACGGCGGCGUCGGUUGCAGCCGCUCUGCAGCGCUCGGCGGAGAGCCUGCUUAGCAGAAUUCCCAAGUACGAGGAGUACGCCGUCAGGGUCUGGAACACCGAGGAGGUUCAGAGCAAGCUUCUGGAUACUUCGUGGGACUCCUUCGCCGAGUCGUGGGUCGGGCUGUCCAAGCUUGCCAACGUGGCGAAGAGCCUGGAUCACGCGGUGGGCGGUGGAUCCUUCGCUACCAGGUAUUCUGGAGCGAUCUCGGCAGCAAGCCGCAGUUUGUCUGCCGGCCGCACUUUCAUCGCCGUGGUGAGCACUUCCAAGCUGAUCCUCACGACGCUCCCCCGCACGCCGAAGGGCGAACGUUUGGCCCUCCUCGAGUCCCAUAAGGCCAAGUCGCAUGCCUCGAACUUGCCACAGAACCUCGCGGAUUACAUCAAUGGUGAGAUCGGGAAGCUCAAGAAGGCGCGCAGCUAG
Messenger RNA from Prorocentrum cordatum, 2745 nucleotides. Lineage: Eukaryota; Dinophyceae; Prorocentrales; Prorocentraceae. The record is from the annotation of a GenBank genome assembly.